AUGACUCUCCUGGCGACCGCGUCGGCUGACAAUGCGAUAAACAUCUACUCUGUCCCCUCAAACCCAACGCCCGACACACCUCUGAAACACAUACGCACGCUGCGCGCGCACUUGGCAGGCGUAAACGCAAUAGCCUGGUCUCCGGUCGGGCCUCCCUAUACCCUUGCCUCAGCCGGCGACGACAAAUCCAUCCUCCUCUGGUCUCCCCUGUCGUCAGAUUUCCCAAUCGCGCCCUCACCCUUCAUGGGGCACAGCAACUACGUCUAUUCCCUCGCCUUCUCCCCCAAGGGAAACAUGCUUGUUUCCGGCUCCUUCGACGAAGCGGUGUUCCUGUGGGACGUUCGCUCUGGUCGCGUCAUGCGCAGCCUACCCGCACACUCUGACCCCGUCAGCGGCGUGGAUUUUCUAAGAGAUGGCACCAUGGUCUGUUCGUGCGCCGGGGACGGAUUGAUCCGCAUAUGGGAUGCCGGCACAGGGCAGUGUCUCAAGACGCUGGUCGACGAGGACCGCAAGGCCGUCACGAGCGUCCGGUUCUCCCCCAACGGGAAGUUCGUGCUUGCGUGGACAUUGGACAACUGCGUCAGACUAUGGAACUACACCGAGGGCAGAUGCGUCAAGACGUAUCAAGGCCACGUGAAUCAAGAAUACAGCCUGAGUGGGACUGUGGGGAGUUAUGUAUACAAAAAUGGAAAUGCACAGAGAAGGCGGGAGGCCUUCGUGGCGAGCGGCAGUGAGGACGGCGACGUGCUGGCGUGGGACGUCACGAGCAAAGAAGUCCUCUGGCGCGGCAAGGGCCACAGGGAUGUGGUGCUGGCCAUGGACUUUGGGCGGACGAAAGAUGGUAAAGGUCUGCUGGUGAGUGGCGGCAAGGACCGCGACUUGAGGAUCUGGAUGCUUGAGAGCGACGAGGCGGAUUCCGAGUUUUUCACCACCGACAAGCAUCAAGGCUUGGAGAGAGGUCGCGACGAUAAUGACAUGGAUAUGGACAUGCAGAUGACGAUGGACAUGGACGAUCACGAUAUGCACAGAGAUGCUGGUGGUGGCGGACCAGCAGCACCAGCAGCAGGAGGUGCAGGAAGAGUAGUCGAUGGCAACCACCACACGGACAUGGACAUUGACGGCAAAUGA
This is a messenger RNA of Fonsecaea multimorphosa CBS 102226, 1128 nucleotides long. RefSeq lists its product as uncharacterized. The coding region runs from base 1 to 1128 and encodes 375 amino acids. The transcript has a single exon. The record is from RefSeq and is a predicted model, not a curated record. Gene Ontology annotation, molecular function: protein binding. NCBI's taxonomy places the organism in Eukaryota, Fungi, Ascomycota, Eurotiomycetes, Chaetothyriales, Herpotrichiellaceae.